AUGGUGGUGGAGCCGUCGCAGGGCGUAACUACAAAUUCCAAGAUCGUCCCAGCCAGCCGGCCGUGCGUUUUGUACGAACUCCGUGAGAAACCCAAUCACCCUCCCGUUCUCUGUCACGUGGCCGAGGAAACGAGGAGUGAUGCCGGUGCACUCGAGCAGCUGGUAUAUCCCGACCUCUCUGUCAAUCGACGCGAUGGCCUCGAGGGUGGGAAAACUGAAGAACUUCAUCAAGACUGGCGCGUCAAAGAUCGGGUGGCAAACCCGAAAACUAUUACACACCAGCCCAGCAUCAUGUCCUGCGAAUCGUCUCACACGCACGACCACCACCAUGAUACCCCGCCCGAGCCCGAGGACGCCUGGCGCAACUCAGGUGUUCAAGUGGUACCCGCAGACAACUUGGACACCAACACAGCACAGACCGCCGGCAUGAGCAGAGCGGCCGCCAUCAACUUUGCCCGCGUCGGCGCACAGAAGCUAUGGGCCGGCACGGUCACCAUCCACGCCGACGCCAAGACAGGAGCGCAUCACCACGGACAUCUCGAGUCUAUCAUCUACGUCCUCAAGGGUCGAGCCCGCAUGCGAUGGGGCAACAACCUCGAGUUCACCGCCGAGGCCGGGCCGGGCGACUUCGUCUACGUCCCUCCGUAUGUCCCGCACCAGGAGAUCAACGCCCUGAAGGAUGAGGAUCUGGAGUGCGUGCUUGUGAGGAGUGACGGCGAGGCUAUUGCUGUCAACCUGCCGGAUGUUGAGCCGGUCGAGAAGCCGGAGACGGUGAAGUGGGUGGACCCGACGCAUAGGAACUUGCCUUAG
Messenger RNA from Anthostomella pinea, 810 nucleotides. The record is from the annotation of a GenBank genome assembly. Lineage: Eukaryota; Fungi; Ascomycota; Sordariomycetes; Xylariales; Xylariaceae.